Elephantulus edwardii (Cape elephant shrew) is the source of this 2277-nucleotide messenger RNA. It is a transcript of the gene VEZF1, whose product is annotated as vascular endothelial zinc finger 1. Gene Ontology annotation, biological process: regulation of transcription by RNA polymerase II. Lineage: Eukaryota; Metazoa; Chordata; Mammalia; Macroscelidea; Macroscelididae. The record is from RefSeq and is a predicted model, not a curated record. Gene Ontology annotation, molecular function: RNA polymerase II transcription regulatory region sequence-specific DNA binding. Gene Ontology annotation, cellular component: nucleus. The coding region runs from base 36 to 1562 and encodes 508 amino acids. The transcript has 6 exons.
GGGAGUGGGGAGGAGGGGGGUCGGCCGCCGCAGCCAUGGAGGCCAACUGGACCGCGUUCCUGUUCCAGGCCCAUGAAGCCUCUCAUCACCAACAACAGGCAGCACAGAACAGCUUGCUUCCCCUCCUGAGCUCUGCUGUGGAGCCUCCUGAUCAGAAACCAUUGCUUCCAAUACCAAUAACUCAGAAACCUCAGGCUGCACCAGAAACAUUAAAGGAUGCCAUUGGGAUUAAAAAAGAAAAACCCAAAACUUCAUUUGUGUGCACUUACUGCAGUAAAGCUUUCAGGGACAGCUAUCACCUGAGGCGCCAUGAGUCCUGCCACACAGGAAUCAAGUUGGUGUCCCGGUCAAAGAAAACCCCCACCACAGUGGUUCCCCUUAUCUCCACCAUCGCUGGGGACAGCAGCCGAACUUCAUUGGUCUCGACCAUUGCAGGCAUCCUGUCAACUGUCACUACAUCCUCCUCGGGCACUAACCCCAGCAGCAGUGCCAGCACUACAGCUAUGCCUGUGACCCAGACGGUCAAGAAACCCAGUAAGCCUGUCAAGAAGAACCAUGCCUGUGAGAUGUGUGGGAAGGCCUUCCGAGAUGUGUACCACCUCAAUCGACACAAGCUCUCCCAUUCAGACGAAAAGCCUUUCGAGUGCCCUGUUUGUAAUCAGCGCUUCAAGAGAAAGGACCGGAUGACUUACCAUGUAAGGUCUCAUGAAGGAGGCAUCACCAAACCCUAUACUUGCAGUGUUUGUGGGAAAGGCUUCUCGAGGCCUGACCACUUAAGCUGUCACGUAAAACAUGUCCAUUCAACAGAAAGACCCUUCAAAUGCCAAACAUGCACUGCUGCCUUUGCCACCAAAGACAGACUACGGACACACAUGGUGCGCCACGAGGGCAAGGUAUCAUGUAAUAUCUGUGGGAAACUUCUGAGUGCAGCAUACAUCACCAGCCACUUAAAGACACAUGGGCAGAGCCAAAGUAUCAACUGUAAUACAUGUAAACAAGGUAUCAAUAAAACAUGCAUGAGUGAAGAGACCAGCAACCAGAAGCAGCAGCAGCAACAGCAUGUUACAAGUUGGCCAGGAAAGCAGGUAGAAACGCUGAGACUGUGGGAAGAAGCUGUCAAAGCACGGAAGAAAGAAGCUGCUAACCUGUGCCAAACCUCCACGGCUGCUACGACACCUGUGACUCUCACUACUCCAUUCAAUAUAACAUCUUCUGUGUCAUCUGGGACUAUGUCAAACCCAGUCACAGUAGCAGCUGCCAUGAGCAUGAGAAGUCCAGUAAAUGUUUCAAGUGCAGUUAACAUAACCAGCCCCAUGAACAUAGGGCACCCUGUAACUAUCACUAGUCCAUUAUCCAUGACCUCUCCUUUAACACUCACAACCCCAGUCAACCUCCCCACCCCAGUCACUGCCCCAGUGAAUAUCGCACACCCGGUUACGAUCACGUCUCCAAUGAACUUGCCCACACCAAUGACAUUAGCUGCCCCUCUCAAUAUAGCAAUGAGGCCUGUAGAGAGCAUGCCUUUCCUGCCCCAAGCUUUGCCUACAUCACCGCCUUGGUAAACAGUAUUAUAAAAUGAAAAUAGGAGUUUAAAGUAAAUACUUACCAGCAACUUAUUUUUAGUUGAUUAAGGUAAAAAGUAAACCAUGAAAUUGGAAGAUUUUAUUACAUUAGUUAAUAAUAAGAGUAUAGUAGCAUUUUUCUCCAAUUUGGCUGGAAUUACUCAAAAUAGAGUGUGUAUGUAACUUAUCAUUGGACCAUUUUAGUUUAAUCAGAAAUUCCUUUUAGCUCACAUCAUUGCUUAAAUAGUAGUUGGCAAGAUGAAAUGCCAGGAUUAAAAUCAAUCAUAAAAAAGUAAAACCCAUUUCAAAGUAAAAACAGCAUUGCUGUUUCUAAUCCCCAGAAACCAUUUUGUUCUAAACACUAGCAAAACUCUUUCCCCAUAUACCAGGUGGAUGACUGAUUUUAACCUGAUACUCUAAAUCCACAGAUUGAGAGCUAGUGUAGAAUAGUUUGUGUUUAUUGUUUUUAUGAGUAAAUACAUGCAUUGUCAUAAUAAAAUGCAUUUCAGAGAAUAUGCAUUUUACCUUUGGGAAUAUGUUAAUUUCAGGCAGCAUUCCCUAUGGGAAAGGUGAUACCAGCUCUGAUAUGCAAAGCAUAUGAUAAUUUAUCAUUCUAACUUCAACAUAUAAUAGGGAGUGUGACCUGAUAUUUGGAGAUGUAAAUAUUGCUCAACAUAUUAAUCCUGAUGGAAUAUAGCAUUGUAGUUCACUUUUU